AUGCCAGAAUAUGGUGGUUAUGGAUAUUUAAUAAAUAUGAAUUCUGUUGAAUUUAGUAUACAAGAGUACAUAACAUUGGUUGGUAGUGAACAACUGAACCAAAAACUAAUGAUUGUAUUUAAAAAUUCAAAUGAAAUAUUUAAAGCUAAAAAUGGAUGA
Molecule: messenger RNA, 159 nt
Organism: Entrophospora sp. SA101
Lineage: Eukaryota; Fungi; Glomeromycota; Glomeromycetes; Entrophosporales; Entrophosporaceae
Source: the annotation of a GenBank genome assembly